Messenger RNA from Aspergillus nidulans FGSC A4, 1272 nucleotides. RefSeq lists its product as uncharacterized. Gene Ontology annotation, cellular component: membrane. The record is from RefSeq and is a predicted model, not a curated record. Lineage: Eukaryota; Fungi; Ascomycota; Eurotiomycetes; Eurotiales; Aspergillaceae. The transcript is spliced from 4 exons. The coding region runs from base 1 to 1272 and encodes 423 amino acids.
AUGCUCGAGUCAGAGCCGGGGCUUGUCGUCGACCACGGCUGGGUCCUCUACGCCGCCUCCUGGCCGCUAUUUGGCAUCUGCUUCCUGAUCAUCUCCCUCCGCCUCUGGGUUCGCGCGCACAUGGUCCGCUCCCUUGGCUGGGACGACGCGUUCAUGAUCCUCGCGUUUCUCUGUGCAGCGAUCAACACCAUACUCGUCACAAUCAGUGUUCAAUAUGGCACCGGCCGGCACGCCUCUAACCUCACUGAAUACCAACAGAGCCAGUCAAUAAAAUACCAGGUUCUGUCGGCCGGGUUCCAUGUCAUGAGCACCAACUGGGGCAAGGUUUCUGUGGCAUUAUUCUUAAUACGGAUUAUCUCAGAGGUCAAGAACCAUAAGCUGGGGAUGUAUGCGCUCAUUAUCGUCAUGACCAUAAUCAAUACCGGUGCCGUCAUAACGAUCUUCGCCCAAUGCCAGCCGACAGCGGCGAUCUGGGACCACAGCCUUGCUGGGCCACAGGCUUGCUGGCCCCCAGAUACGCAGAAGAAGUAUUCUUUCUUUCAGGCUGCUGCAUCAGCGCUUACCGACCUUAUCCUCGCGAUAUACCCCCUCUUCACAAUCAAAGAUCUCCAAAUGCCAACCAAAGUCAAGCUCGGCUUAGGAUUUGUCCUAUCGCUCGGCCUCGUUGCAAUGGUGGCCGCGAUCAUUAAAGCAACGCACCUUCCCGACAUGGCCUCUUACGAAGACUAUACCUGGGACACCAUAAACCUCACAAUCUGGGUCUCACUCGAACAGUAUCUCAUCAUCCUAGCCGCGUGCAUCCCAGCCCUGACGCCCCUGUUCAAUAUCAUCGUCCGCCGCGCCUCCAACAGAUCGAAAUCAAAAUCCAAAUCAAUGCCGAAUGAUUUGCUUAAGGGUGAUAGUGUUACAGUACAAAGCUUAUCACGCAAGCAUAAACACGGCAGCCGAAGCAGAGGCCGUAGCAGAGACUUCGCACUGACACUCGACUCCAACAGCUCACAGCACCAGCAAUACAACCCAUUUGCAAGAGUAGGAAGAGAGUACGUCGAGUAUCCGCUUACCUGGACGACAACGACGAUGCACACUGCGACGGAUUUGCACCAUCCUGCGGAUGGGAGUGACAGUGAAACACCGAUUUCAGGGUUUCAUGAAGAGCCUGAGAUGCCGACGGGGAUUCUGCGCACGACGGAUUUUCGUCUCGAGGCUGUUUCGAACUCUAGGAAUUCCGCUGUGCGGUGGCAGAUUGCUAAACCCAUCCUACAGGAUAACUAA